AUGGAGGCGGCGGACGGCCCUGUGGAAUGGCAUACUCGCACGCGCGACAAGUACCGCAUGGUGUACAGUGAGCAGCAGCGAAAGGGUCUUGAGCGCGCAUAUGAGCAGAACAAGUUCAUCUCGAUAAAGACCAAAAUGAAAAUGGCCAAGGAACUCAAUCUUUCAGAUAGACAGGUUAAAAUCUGGUUUCAAAAUAGAAGAGCAAAGGAAAGACGACAGAAAAACAAGGAAUCAGAAGAUUACAGAGAAAAUCACAUUCCGCCAAGUGAGGACAGCACUCUUGACUCCUCCAGCGGGAACGAUGUGGGGAACUCGUUGCCCACUGUCAAUGUUGGAGUUACAGAGCCUCCCUCCUGCAGGUUCAUAACGACUCAAAUCCCGCCUAUGGACAUGGACUAUUUAGGAAAAGACCAACGGGGCUUGAAUGACAAGACGAACAGUUCAAAUAUCAGCCAGUUUCCGUCUCAUUCAGUAAAUAAUCAAAGCAAUACAUCCUUGCAAACAAUAUUGCCAUGUAAAUGGCCGUCAGCAGAAAGUGGAAUAUUAUUACCUAAUACUAAUAUGUCGCCACUUAGUUUUUAUCUUGACAUGGGAUAUGAUCCUCGACUAUGA
Messenger RNA from Mya arenaria, 612 nucleotides. RefSeq names its product homeobox protein CDX-1-like. The transcript has 3 exons. The record is from RefSeq and is a predicted model, not a curated record. Gene Ontology annotation, molecular function: RNA polymerase II transcription regulatory region sequence-specific DNA binding; DNA-binding transcription factor activity, RNA polymerase II-specific. Gene Ontology annotation, cellular component: nucleus. Lineage: Eukaryota; Metazoa; Mollusca; Bivalvia; Myida; Myidae. The coding region runs from base 1 to 612 and encodes 203 amino acids. Gene Ontology annotation, biological process: cell differentiation; regulation of transcription by RNA polymerase II; anterior/posterior axis specification.